Drosophila miranda is the source of this 1755-nucleotide messenger RNA. RefSeq lists its product as uncharacterized. The transcript is spliced from 4 exons. NCBI's taxonomy places the organism in Eukaryota, Metazoa, Arthropoda, Insecta, Diptera, Drosophilidae. The record is from RefSeq and is a predicted model, not a curated record. Bases 345 to 1379 code for a protein of 344 amino acids.
ACAAUGCACGAGCUGCCACAAAGCUGAAAUACCCAACAUCAUCCAGGGAGAGGUGGCUUCGGCAACGUUGGCCGGCCUCGUCCAUUCAGUCUUUUGCGAGAUUUUAUCGUGUGCGGACGUGUCUGCGGGUUUAUUUGCGAACUCUUUGGCUAUAUAUCAUACGGGUCCCGGAUUCCGCAUCCCAAAGCUGCACGCGAUUCUCAUAGAUGCAUUGGCCAGCCGUUUGGCGCCACAGCCACAAAUACAGCCGCACAGAUUGGGAGUCGUCGUCUCUGAUUUAACUUGCAAACGAAAAAGUGACAAAACCAAACGAAAAAAAUUAAAGAAGAAGUUCAACGAGAGAUAUGAGUGCAACAAUGGUGAGGACAUAUGCUGCGGCCUGGUUGCUCGGAUUCUGCUGUCUCGUUUGUCUAGCUGCCGCGGCGCAGGGCAGCAGCAGCAGCAGCAGUCGUUCGGCACUGGCCAAGGAUGUGGCGCACAUGCACAAAAUCAAGAGGCAGCAGCAGGACAAACACCAGCAGACGCUGCAACUGCAACUGCAACAAGGAGUGGCUGUAACAGGGGCCAAGCAGCAGAAGAAGCAGCUGGCCAGAAGCGCACAUGGCCUCAAUAAGAAGCUCCUCGGCCAAAUGGGCUUCAUGAAGGUGAAGGCUCCCAACAGCCACAACCGGAAACGUUUGGCCGUUGAGUCACGACGCCAUGCCUCGCGCGAUGAUUCACACAUGUUCAUCAUCAAAUUGCCGCCAAAUAUGCACUACUAUGCAGGACCCAAUGCCGUGCCACACAAUGCACCACCGAUCGGCAGCAGCAGCAGCAGCAGCAGCCAAAAAGGCAACGCACCCAAGAAGAUGGAAGCGGCGGCAGUGGCAGCAGCCUCGAGAAGAUCUGCCACACAAGCACCGGCCAAGGCAGCAGCAGAAGCCGCAGCAGCAGCGGCAGCGGCAACCACAACCGCAACGGAGGCGUCGGCGUUGAAAGCUAACGGGAAAAAGGUCUCAUUUCCCUUCAGCUCGAAUGGUCGGCCGGGUCGCAUCUACCACUGGAACCUGCCGGUGCUGAAGCAGGCACUGCAGAAGAAGCCGCACUUUGCCCACGUCUCGGCAUCAGACCGCAACCGGCUGCUGGACAUCGAGAAUAUACCAACCUGGCGCAAGCCCUGGGAAAAUGAGACCAUGGAGAAAUCAAUCACCACCAGCAGCGGCAAGUCCAAGUACAAGAAGUCCCUCAAACCGAAGUCGCCCACAUACUAUGCCCCCUCGCAGGCGGUCAGCAAGCAGAGUUUCCACAAGUACUUCGCCGGCAAUGGGAAGCCCAAGGGCUUCUAUGUCAUCAAGGAGCACCAGAGCAAGCCGCAGUUCUAUCACAACAUCAUAUCAUAAUCUAAUCAGCCCAUAGCUCCCCGCCUUGCGGGCUUCUAUUCCUAUUCCCCUAUUUAACUUCUACUUCUACUUUAGAACACUUCCGUCCAGUUUCGACUAGGAUUGUAAUGGCAGUCCUUGUAUAAUACUCGACCGCAUUUGCUGUCCAACAGUUGGGCGUGUGAAAUCUAUUUUUAUAAACGCAAAGAAUACAAUAACAGCGUCGGGAUGGUCCAUGGUCCCCACUGCAUCAAUACCGGGGACGGACCAUUCCGAACUGCAUUUUAGCUGCUAAGCAUCUGCGGAAAGCAAUAAAUUAUGGCAAAUAUCAAUGCUAGGUUUAAGUGCAUGUACGAUUUUGUUUUAAUAAAUAAAUAUUGACUGAUUUUUAAAUGCA